UAGGCCUAUUAUACCUUGUCAAAUAACACACCCAUUACGUGGUGUUUUAUGAAUACUUGUGAAAGAUUGCCGCUCUGUAAUUGGAAUUUAGCUGAUUGAGUAUAUCGAUUUAUAGUGGGAUAUAUUACUUAUCUGAUAAUGGCGAGCAUGUUGCUGCGGAUCGAAACUGGUACUGUUCUGUUGAUGUUACAUCAGGUAGUGAUGGUGAUAUCUUAUGGAGGAAUUACUGCCUGCUACAGUCCACCUGAUUCCAUUUGCUCAUCGCAUUUUCUAACUAAUUCUUUCGGUUCACAACUUAUUACAAUAGAAAGACUUUAUUACGGACACAAAUCAUCAACCGUCACAAAAGAAAGUUGUGAUUGUAAUAACACAUGCUGUGUUUGGGAUGCAUAUGGGCCUGCAUCGAGUGAAGUACCGUUUAGUAAAGAAGAUAGGUUAUCAGUUUACAGAAACUGUUCUCAUGAAUUUUCAUGUGUCAUCAGGUCUCCAUACAGUCCUAACACUGGUUAUCAUUAUGUAGUGUAUCAGAUUUCAAGUCUUUCGGAUCACAAUACUGACGACAUCAUGAGUAUUACAAAUAUUACAGAUACAGGUUGGCAUUAUCUCUACUUCGCUGGUAAAUCUACACCAACUCGUGGUUUAUCCUGCUCCUGUGAUAUAACUGGCGGCGAGGUAGAUUUGAGAUUUUACAGCUAUUACAUCAAUUUGAAUCGCGAAUCCUGUUCACAUGUAAAAAUUACCGCAGAUAAUAAACCCGUAUACAACUGUACAGAUGAUGGGGUUUAUAUCAGUCACCAUGAUAUAAUUAUCUAUGGUUUGAAAACGGCCAGGAUCGAGUUUAUUGAUAUGACAUCGGACUAUGACGAUGCUAUAUGGAUAGGGUUUUUUCGAAGAGAAGCUGUAAAGUAUUCCUGUGACUGUAGUAAACAAGUGAUGAAUGGUGGUUGGAGUGACUGGUCAUACAGCAGCUGCUCUGUUUCCUGUGGGUCUGGAAUUAGAACACGCUCUAGGGAAUGUAACGCACCUACUCCAGCUAAUGGUGGAACCAAUUGUAUCGGUAGUCGCACUGAAGAGGUAGAUUGUACAGAACAAGAAUGUUCAUUUGAAGGUAGCUGGAGUGACUGGUCAUAUAGUGCCUGCUCGGUUUCAUGUGGUGGGGGUACCAGGACUCGAAUUAGAAAAUGUAACAUUCCCAGUCCUACAAGUGGUAGCCGAAUUUGCUCUGGUGAAACAUCUGAUGAUAUUCCAUGUGGUGAACAAGAUUGUCCAGAAGCUGCUGUAUAUGUUGUACCAUGGGUUUUGUUUGGUGUGUGUUUAUUAAUCAACAUUUUCACUCUCAUAUGGUGUAUAAUAAGAUUGAUGAGAAGAAAGUUGAAACAGAAAAUGUCCGGUCAAGUCUGCAAUACUAGUCGUUUGUCAGAAAUAAAUAGAAACGAAUCGUCGCCAACAGCUAGUAACACACAAUCUGUAUAUUAUGUAAAUACUGUUAUUAAUGAAAACAAUUACGAAUCGUUAUCACCAACUCUAUCUGACGAAUAUGGUGCGUACGCAUCACUGAAAUAAGGAAUUUUGUCAUGGGUUGACAUGGCUAAAACAACAUGACCCCGAUUUCACAUUUUGGAUUGUAUCGGCCAUGUUCAUGUACUUUCUGUCCUUUCCGUGUUCUUUUGACAUGUCUGUGGUAUGUCCAUGUACUAAAAUUAAUUAAAUGUUAUUCAUCACCAUCCGUCAUGAUUUUGGAAUCCAUCCAGAUAUUUUUAUGCUCCACAUUUGCAUCACCUUGUAAACAUCUCGGCAUUGUGGAGCUUUCGAGCUUUGGUGUUCGCAUGUCGAGCUUGGGCGUGAUAUGGAAUUAAAUUAAAUAAUGUUUACUUUUCGGCAUUAAUCGGGCUAAUGAGGACG
Patella vulgata (common limpet) is the source of this 1902-nucleotide messenger RNA. RefSeq lists its product as uncharacterized. The transcript has 9 exons. The coding region runs from base 139 to 1563 and encodes 474 amino acids. The record is from RefSeq and is a predicted model, not a curated record. NCBI's taxonomy places the organism in Eukaryota, Metazoa, Mollusca, Gastropoda, Patellidae.